ACUCUGGCUGUGCUUCACUGAUAAGCCCCUCUCUAUUCCGAACCCAAUCCAAACCCCCGCACCACUUUGCGCAUUAAAUCGAUUUAAAUGAAAUGGAAAAUUGUUCCAAGUAUAUAGUAGCAACAGCGAGGAUCAAAGUACGUGAUAACCGUAUAUUUAUUGUAUAAUUAUACAACCGCAGCCGCCUGGCGCACCGCACAUCUUUCCAACUUUAUUCAGCUUGCUUUCAUCGAUCAAUCGAUCUAUACUGCUUUUUAAACUCGGGCGCCAGUUCUAUGUGUAUCUGCAAUUAUUGCUAACUUAAAAGAUGCGACCAUAAUUAAAAAUCAUUUAGUCUCUUAAUUUCUGCCAACGUUGCAUAUCAAUAUCGCAGUUUUUCGUAUUUUCGCCGUUGAAUCUCAAAGCUUGCGAUUCAAGCGGAAUUUUUUUGAAUUUUUUUUCGAAAUUAAAAUUCCUGUGUUUCGUUUAGUAUCGCUGUGAAUCACUCGAAAACAUUGUUCGAAUUAUGCCGGCCGUAAAUAGUCGUGGAAAUAUAGUAGACGAAAACCGUUUUAGUGACCAAUCUUUGAAUAUGGAAAAUGGAGAUCAAAAUAUUCCGGUAGAUCGAGUGAUCUUGCGGAAAUCCGCUACUACCGGGCAAUUAAUUCCGCCGUUAAUGGCAGCCCAUCCAACGCGUAGAAGUUUUACUUCGUCCUUUAUGAGAAUUCCCGAAGAUCGUGAAAUAGAUAUCGUGUGUCCUUGUCCUGCUAGCAAGCAGGAUCUUAACAUUGCCACAAUUAAAAAUGAUCAAACCUCUUCGAUCCUUGUUUUCUGGCGAUCCCCAAUUGGAUCCUUGAUUCUAUGGUGGCCUACCCUUAUAAUUACCCUCUCUUUGAAUCUUAUGAGACGUAUCCUUCAAAUUGUAAUGUUCUUGCCAUUACUAAUUGCCGCACCAAGCUUUUGGCUUUCAGCUUUGCUUUGGAUCUUCUGGAAAGUAAUGCGCAUUCCGAUUUCAAUACUUAAAUGGGUACUAAGUUCAACGGCCGAGGAUUUAAUCGGCAACAACAAUACUACAUCAGCCGCAAAUAGAAGUGAUAAACGCACAGUUCUUAUCAGCUGUGGCAGUACAAUACAGACAUUGCAUUUAGCUCGCAACUUGUAUUCCUCUGGAGCCAGAGUAAUUGUUUUCGAAUUCGAAGGACAUUUUGGACUAGCUCGAUUUUCAACUGCAGUUCAUAAGUUCUACUCAGUUCCCAAGCCGACAGCAGACAAUCCAGAUAGUUAUAUUGCAGCUUUGUGUAAUAUUGUAGAUAAGGAGAAGCCAUCUUACUAUGUUCCGGUUUGUGCAACAAGUCCGGCUUAUUAUGAUGCUUUGGCAAAGCCUCAUUUGGAGUUGCUUGGUUGUGCAACAUUUUUGCCAAAUUUGCAGGAAAGUGUUGUUAUUGAUGAUUCGCUCAAGUUUUUCCAAAAGUGUCGAGCAAGUGGAAUACCAUUGCCGCCUUAUAAAAUCUUAUCGUCCAAGGAGGACCUGAUGCUGCUUUACGAAAGUGGCUUUAUUGCAGCUUUUCGGAAUAUCAUGAUGGCUGUAGGAAUGCAGGGACUUUUGGAGCGUUUUAAGUAUGUUGUUCCAAAUAAUCGGCGAGACUUUAAAUUCAGCCAUGAAAUCAGUGAAAAGAGUCCUUGGUUAAUUGUGAGGGACAUUCCGGGAGAUCACUAUGUGACCUGUACCACGGUAAAAGACUCAAAAGUUAUAGCGAACGCUUCGUGUGUUGUGGAGCCUGAUACGAAGAAUCUUAUCCCUAGAUACAGUAAAGGUAUUGAGAUUUGGAUAAAGGAGUUUUUUGCAAAGACACGAAGUCAGCGACCAAUAAAUGGACACAUAAGCUUUCGAUUGGUCAAGAGUCAGGCUACUGGAGAAUUUUUACCACUUGGUGCAAGGGUAGGCGUUUCAUUACCAUACAUUUGCUAUAGCGGAACACAUGCGAAAGUCCUUUGUAAACCAUGUUCCCAUAAUAAUCAAACCCACUCGUUACUUGACGAUGCAGGACUUUUUUGGUCAAAUGAAAAUCAUAAAACUUCAUCGAUUGAUGCUAUAAGUAGGAGGUUAUUGGGUAAUAUUUUAGACAAACGGGAAGCUCUAUUCGCUUAUUGGGAUCCAUUGCCAUACUGUGCCUAUUAUCACUUUCAAUUGCCGCUAGCUUCGGUGAGGACGUUUUUGCAAAAUCGACAGAAGACAACGACACCCCAGACAAUUCCUGCAGCUAUAGCAUCUCCUGUAAAUUGAUUAAGAAUUUUUCGAAGAGAAG
Messenger RNA from Episyrphus balteatus (marmalade hoverfly), 2285 nucleotides. RefSeq lists its product as uncharacterized. NCBI's taxonomy places the organism in Eukaryota, Metazoa, Arthropoda, Insecta, Diptera, Syrphidae. The coding region runs from base 506 to 2263 and encodes 585 amino acids. The transcript has a single exon. The record is from RefSeq and is a predicted model, not a curated record.